AUGUCUAAAUUACCUGUAGUUCUAUUAUUAUUGUUAAAUAUAAUAGAGAGAUAUGAUUGUAAACUACCAAAUAUAGUAUUUGUGGUGGCUGAUGAUUUGGGGUGGUAUGAUGUAGGAUUUCAUGGUUCUGAUGUUUCAACACCUAAUAUAGAUGCUCUAGCUACUAAUGGUAUUAUAUUAAAUAAUUAUUAUGUUUCACCUAUUUGUACUCCAACAAGAAGUGCUAUAAUGACAGGCAGACAUCCUAUACAUACAGGUAUGCAACAUCAAGUCAUAGGAAAUGAUACACCAUAUGGUUUACCAUUAAACAUCACAAUACUCCCUCAAUAUUUAAAACAACAGGGUUAUAAUACUCAUAUAGUAGGGAAGUGGCAUCUUGGUCAUUUUAAAAGAGAAUAUUUACCAAAUAAUCGUGGUUUUGAUUCAUAUUUUGGAUAUUUAACGGGACAUGAAGAUUAUUUUGAUCAUGUUGCUGAAGGGAGUCCAUCCUGGGGUAAAGAUUUCCGUCAUAAUUUUAAUCCUGUAAGUACCAUGGAUAAUCAGUAUUCUACAGAACUGUACUCAGCAGCUGCAGAUACUAUUAUUAGAAAUCACGAUCAGUCAAAUCCUUUAUUUCUGUACCUGGCCCAUCAAGCAGUCCAUGCUGGUAAUCAUGCUAGUGACCCAUUGCAAGCUCCUCAAAAAUAUGUUGACAGACAUACAAAUAUUAGAAGUGUAACUAGAAGAUUGUUUGCUGGCAUGGUGUCAGCAUUAGAUGAUGCUAUAGGUAAUUUAACUCAAACCCUGAAAGAAACUGGUAUGAUAAAUAAUACUGUUAUUGUAUUUACUACUGAUAAUGGUGGACCAACUAAUGGUUAUGAUAGAAAUUCAGCAUGUAACUGGCCUCUUAGAGGCUGUAAGAAUACCAUGUGGGAAGGAGGAGUCAGAGGAAAUGGUUUUAUUUUUAGUCCAUUGUUAAAUAAAACAGGAUAUAUCAACAAUAACUUGAUGCAUGUCACAGACUGGCUGCCAACAUUAUACAGUAUAUCUGGUGGUGAUCCUGAUACACUUAUAGCUCAAGAUGGAUAUAAUCAAUGGAAUAUGCUAUCAAAUAAUGGUUCUUCAGUCCGAACUUCAGUACUUCAUAAUAUUGAUCCCAUUCAAAAAUUUGCUGCCAUGAGAAGUGGGGAAUAUAAAUUGAUAAUGGGUGAUAUUUCUGGUGGAAGAGAUGAUAGUUGGUACCCCCCACCAGACUUGAAAAAAGAAGAGUCAAGUCACAUGUUGAAGUUCCAUAGCAUGAAAGACAAUGAAUAUGUUGUUAAUAUGCAGCAACCCCAAGAUGAUCAAGAUACAGAUAUAAUAGUGAAGUGUGGUCCUAAGCCUAUUGAUGCAGACAUAAAUUGUAGACCAGAACAUAAACCAUGUCUUUAUCAUAUUCCAUCUGAUCCUUGUGAAUAUACCAACAUAGCUGAUCAACACCCAGAUAUCGUGGCAGAUAUCAUCCAGCAGAUUGAUAAAUACAGAAAAACUAUGGUUAUUCCUGCAAAUAAACCAGGUGAUCCUAAAUCAGACCCCAGAUUACAUGGUGGAUUCUGGGGUCCCUGGUUAUAA
Molecule: messenger RNA, 1590 nt
Organism: Lottia gigantea (owl limpet)
Lineage: Eukaryota; Metazoa; Mollusca; Gastropoda; Lottiidae
Exons: 8
Coding region: 1-1590 (529 amino acids)
Source: RefSeq, a predicted model, not a curated record